CAGGCCCCUCCUCAGUGCUCUGCUCAGUGAUGGAGCCUCCUCCCUCCCCUGCCACACACUGAGCUGGCUCCGGCAAGCCUAGCAUCACUUUUCAUUCAGCCACCUGCACUGGGAGAACGUGCAAUGUUGUCUGCAGCCUGGGCAGCAGCUGCCAGCCCGGCGUGGUGUGUGGCAUGAGAAGUAAGUGAAGUCUUGGAGCCCAUGCAUGCAGACACGUGUUGCAUACAGAGUUGGUGUUGCACCCUGACAGCCACUGCACCUGGAUUUGAGAUGGAGAAUGGCACAUUCUGCAGUACUGCAUGGGGCAGCUUCUCAGGAACUUUAGCUCCAAGUUGGGUCAUAGCAGGUAAAAAGAAUAUUCUACAACUGAGCAAUUAUAAUUUUCUGGAUGAAGGGCCUGAUUCAGAGAUGUACGCAAAUGCAUAUGAAAAUUCCACAGUUGCUUGGACUUGUAUUGAGACGCCCAGUGGCGGCUUGCCAAUCCCAGUAGCUAUAUACAGUACACAGACACUGGGUCAGUCACAGAUCAGUCGACUAUCAAACAUCACAGAGCAUGGCUGCAGGAAAUAAAACACCGGAGCCAAUGCAGCUAUGUAUGGGAUCGCAAUUGCAGGCUGAACCACGUAGCGAAAUCAGUCACGACAUGUCUGCAUUUUGGCCACCACUCCCCUUAUCCGCCCAAAUAGUCCUUGACUGUCAAUCACUUUGCAAAUAAAUCCAGCAUGUUUGAAAAUCUCGAGUCAGCUAUUGCCACCGAAAAAUGAUCGGAAUCAUCAAGUUGGGAAUUUUUAACAUUGUGUAUUUUGCCGAUCACUUGAGAAAUCACCGAUCAUCGGAGUCUCCUGAUCGAAUUCUACUUGUAAAGCAUCCACAGGAUGUGAUUGACAGAGAUCAUUAUGACUCUUCUCGGAGGGGAAAAUUCAGACUAUGACUAUAGUGCUCUAAGCUGCGCUUCAGACACAUCUUUCAACCAGAGCUUCUUCACGGAGGCAGAAUCUCUAAAAGGAAUAUUUUACAAGAGGGCCAGGCUCAUUCAGCCAGGAGAGGACCUUUUUAAGAGUGUCCACGUCGAUGACCGCAAGCACCACGCCAUUAUAAAUGUGGGCGGCAUCAGGUAUUUACUUCCAUGGACAACUCUUGAAGAGUUUCCGCUAACACGCUUGGGACAGCUUAAGCUAUGCAGCAAUUUUGAUGAGAUUUUAAGUAUUUGUGAUGAUUACGAUGUGACUUGCAAUGAGUUUUUCUUUGAUCGAAAUCCUGGCGCUUUCAGAACUAUCCUGACUUUCCUGCGUGUGGGGAAAUUGCGGCUCCUGCGUGAAAUGUGCGCUCUUUCUUUCCAAGAGGAGCUCCUGUAUUGGGGAAUUGAGGAGAACAAUCUGGAGUGGUGUUGUAAAAGAAGGUACAUUCAGAAGAUGGAGGAGUUUGCAGAACUCAACCUACGGGAGGAUGAGCUGAUCGAGAAUGAAAACCCAUCAGAGCCCGAGGAUGAGAGCCGAUUAAACAUGUGUAUGCGUCACCUUGGAGACAUGGUAGAGAAACCGCAAUCUGGACUGCCUGGGAAAAUCUUUGCUUGUUUGUCCGUGUUAUUUGUAACAAUCACAGCGGUGAAUCUUUCCAUCAGCACCAUGCCAGAUUUAAGGGAAGAGGAGGAAAAAGGGCAAUGUUCCAGUAUGUGCUACAACAUCUUCAUUGUGGAGUCUGUAUGUGUGGGCUGGUUCUCUCUUGAGUUCAUCUUGCGGUUCAUUCAAGCUCCCAGCAAGUUUGCAUUUUUGAGGCAGCCGCUGAAUCUCAUAGACAUUGUGGCCAUUCUGCCUUACUAUAUCACGCUGGUCGUGGACAACACAUCAACGGGACAGAAGAGACCUGGAUCAGGAAAUAGCUACCUGGAUAAAGUAGGCCUUGUGCUGCGCAUACUCCGUGCCUUGAGAAUCCUGUAUGUGAUGCGCCUUGCCAGACACUCAUUGGGGCUACAGACAUUAGGCCUUACUGCCAGGCGCUGCACUCGCGAGUUUGGCCUAUUGCUGCUGUUUCUCUGUGUAGCCAUAGCCCUUUUUGCACCCUUACUUUACUUAAUAGAGAAUGAGAUGGCUGAUUCCCAGGAGUUUACUAGUAUCCCUGCAUGCUAUUGGUGGGCAGUAAUCACCAUGACAACAGUUGGUUAUGGUGAUAUGGUGCCCAGGAGCAUACCUGGCCAGGUGGUGGCACUCAGCAGCAUUCUGAGUGGCAUUUUGCUUAUGGCUUUUCCGGUAACUUCCAUCUUCCAUACAUUUUCUCGGUCAUACAUAGAGCUGAAACAGGAACAGGAGAGGCUAAUAUGCCGGAGAGCCCAGCUACUGAUGAAGAGUAAGUCUCAGCUAGGCAUUAUCUCACAUGGAAGUGAUAUACUGUUUGAUAGCAUCUCUUCUGAGGUAAAAGACAAUGAUUGAGAGGGAACGACUUACAAUGUACAGCCACUACCAAGGAAAUGGCUAGAGUAUAAGAGUCCUUCAGAUCAGCAGCUGAGCUUCUCUCCCUUCAAGACGAAACUAUGUUGCUUCUAGUAAUGAUACUGACUGUCACCAUAAACCCGGCUCCCAUACAGCUCCAACCAGAUUUAAAGGCAAAUGUUCAAUAUCGGCCAAUAAAAUAAUAUCUAUUUUCUGUAUUACUUCUCCUGCCAAGUGAGAUGAAGUUACCUCGAUUGUUGGGACUUGCAUUCAACAGUUAUACUCCUUCAAUAUUUUCCCUUAUAGUGCAGGUUUUUGAGAGCUGCGGUCCAUGAGCAUUUUUUUUCCUGGUUAGUGCGAAGACAAUACAUUAAAAUCUAAAACUAACGGCAGCUUAAUUAAAGAUGUUUUCUUAUAUAAAGAUUUAAUCUGGGGCCCCUGAAAUUUGGCACAUAUUACCGACAAAGUACCCCUAGAGCAGCUCAUUAUGCCAUAGUUGGCAGGAGCACAAUCUAUGAGGUCUAUUUAAUAAGCCUUGAAGAGAGAUAAAGUGCCAGCCAAUCAGCUUCCUAGCUGCCAUGGUACAGCAUUUGAAAAAUGACACAAGCUAGUUGGCUGGUCUUUUAUCAGUCUCCACUCUAUCUUUCUCCAAGGCUUAGUUAGUAAAUAGACUCCAAGGUCUGUUAAAAGGGCUGUGCAUCCGGUGGCACCACCCAGGGCGCAUGGACAAGGUUGCUACCCUGAAGAUGCCCCAUGUUUUUUAGAAAGGUGCAGAAGAAUUACUUGUUGGGGGUAGGGGUUUUACAAUUGCAUAUCUGCUUUAACAUUUAUAGUGUAGACUAUAAAAAAAUAUAUGUUAUAUAGAUCUGGUUAAACCAUUGUCAUAUAUAUAUAUAUAUAUAUAUAUACUGCCAUCUUAAUUUACACAAUAUGGCUACGUCCUUUUUUGGAGUCUGCAGUCAACAUAUUCUUUUUUUUAUUGUGAUGUUCAAUAUGAGAAGACUGAAAUAUAUUUUAGAAAAGAUAGCGGGAUAAGAAUAUUUUUGAAGUAAUAGACGUGAAUAUUAUAUUUUUCCCGUUAGGAGGGGCCUUUUUGAACAAAGGUGGUUUAAGAAGGGAAUACUUCAUUCAGUGGCUGGCAGUGUUUGUCAUACUCAAAAUGACCUCUGCUUGUAGCAUGUUAACUUUCAGGGCUGGCUUUCAAAAUUCUUCUUAAUAUGACUGACAUUUUAUUAACAGCCAGACAUGGCAACUGAUGCUGAUCUGCCGUAUGCUAUAUAUUUAUCUGCAAACCUAAAAACUCUGUAUAAAGCACUUUAUGCUGCUAGAAGUGUCGCAUUGCAGAAUAAAGCAUUUGCAAUUAAUUAACUUUAUCAUAAACAGAAACUUGUCAAAACAAAAUCAACAAAAAAAAACCUUUAGAUAUAUAAGGGGGUAUCCAAUUAACCCUGAUGCCGUUUCAGGCGAUCAGAACAGCUGGUUAUCGCUAUUAAUGACCGAUGGUCAUCAUCACGGUAUCCAAUUUGAGUCUGUUUUGAUCAGCCGAAAUUGGCCCCGCGAUCACGCGAAAACACAUGGGAUCAGGGAUAAUGUGUUACUGUGGCUCCAGCAGUCCACUUAUCAAGCAUAAUCCCCGAUAACUGCUGGCAUCUGGGGGAGGAGCACGCCGCAUUGGGGCUAAUUGAAUCGUCCCCAGCGAAACAGUUGAAUACCCCCCCCAUAGUCACUCUGAACUGUCAAUAGCUUUAUUAUAACAUUUUUGUUUGUCAGCAUAAAAAAUAUGUGUAGUUCAAAAUCAUAUUUUUUGCCAUAAAUUAUAUUAUAUAUGAGAUUAUUUGUAAAUAUAUGUACAUACAGAUGUGACAACCAGGAUUCCGCUUAAUAAAGUGGUAAAAAAAAAUAUGCAUUUUAAUAUUUUUGUGUGCAAGUGCUUCACCUGUCACAGCUAAAGAAGGUCGAACAAUUUAGA
Pseudophryne corroboree (corroboree frog) is the source of this 4395-nucleotide messenger RNA. It is a transcript of the gene KCNG1, whose product is annotated as potassium voltage-gated channel modifier subfamily G member 1. Bases 897 to 2426 code for a protein of 509 amino acids. The transcript has 4 exons. Gene Ontology annotation, cellular component: membrane; voltage-gated potassium channel complex. Gene Ontology annotation, biological process: protein homooligomerization; potassium ion transmembrane transport; regulation of delayed rectifier potassium channel activity. NCBI's taxonomy places the organism in Eukaryota, Metazoa, Chordata, Amphibia, Anura, Myobatrachidae. Gene Ontology annotation, molecular function: delayed rectifier potassium channel activity. The record is from RefSeq and is a predicted model, not a curated record.